This is a messenger RNA of Danio rerio (zebrafish), 2187 nucleotides long. The record is from RefSeq and is a predicted model, not a curated record. Lineage: Eukaryota; Metazoa; Chordata; Actinopteri; Cypriniformes; Danionidae.
GCUGACUUUGGAGCAACACCCAGAGUAGAAUGGAAGUUCAGAAAUCUGAAGGGCUUUCAGUAUUUCAUCUACUUUAAUAACAAACCAACUGGUAUAGAUAAAAACUUCCCUGAUGUCUUCAAGUAUAUUUUUUUUUGAAUAUGAACAGCGCAUCACUGUGUACGCUGGAGGACUGAGAUUUCAAAAAGUAACGCGAGCAGACGCUGGAGAUUAUAACUGUGAGGUUUCUGGAAACGGUGGAUAUGGAGAGAAUACCAUCAAACUUGUAGUCUCUGUUCCUCCUUCCAAGCCUGUAUCCAGCAUUCCUUCAUCAGUCACAACAGGCAGUAACGUCCGCCUGACUUGCUUUGACCCAGUUGGCUCUCCUCCAUCCACCUAUGAGUGGUACAAAGACAACAACCUCCUCCCUGAGGACCCAACCAAGUUUCCCAUUUUUAAGAACCUCACAUAUAAGAUGAAUGCUUUCAAUGGAAACCUGGAGUUCUUGAGUGUGUCUAAGUGGGAUGCUGGCUCAUAUUUUUGUGUGGCCAGUAAUGAAAACGGUGUCUCUCAGCAUGGUGAUGCAGUGAAGAUGGAAGUUUAUGAUGUAGACAGCAGUCAAGUGCUGGAUGUGAAGAGCAACUUGAGCAUGGAGACACACAACAUUCCAGGCAAGAUCACCAACAGCCACAUAAUGGAAAAACAGUAUGGCGUGUUCAUGUUGCAGGAGGUGAAGCUAAAACUAGAGAUCCAGAAACUGGAAUUAGAAGUGACCAAGCUAAAGCUGGAGCUGCAAAAACUUGGACAUGAAGUGUAGAUGAUAUCAUUCAUCAUUACUGCUAUAAGUCAAAGAACUUAUUUCAUGUGCUGAUUUCAGAUGUUAUUGUAAUUACAUUUGUUUUUAUACAGCUGGGGUCUGUUUUUCAUACCUCACUUAAAAGAUCUGUGAUGAUUUGACAGAUAUGGAUUUUUUUCAGGAUAUCCGUGUGGUCUUAAAGUCUUAAAUCUCAAAAACUCAAAUUUAAGCCUUAAAAUGUCUUUAAUCUACUGAAACAUUAUGUUGUAGGUCUCUUUUUUUUUAACAUGUCUUUUUCUUUGUUUAUGUAUAGCUACCCUAUCUGGCUAAAACCCAUACAUUCACCAACAAUCCAUCACAAUAAAACUUUUAACUUUUUAUUUAAAAAUAACAUUUUUUUGUUUAUUUGCUAUAAUGGUUUUAUUAUUUUCCUAACUAGUAUUUUUAUUAUUAAAUUAUUAUUAUGUAUGCAUUAUGUAUUAUUAGAUGUAUGCAAUUGUUAGAAUUUUGAUUUGAUAGGGCAAAUGUAAAUCUUUUCCAAUAUUCAAAAAAAAAAUAAAUCCUUAGUGUUUAUCCCUGUACAGGUCUAAAAUUAAUUCAUAAUGUUUUUCAUAUUCAUUCAUGGGUUCAUUCAUAAUGGUCUUGAAAAUGUCUUAAAAGUCUUAAGUCUUUAACUUGGAAAAACCUGUAGAAACUUGUGAUGACAGACCCAGCUUUGCCAAUCAGAUGAACACAUCUGAAUGAAUUGAUCAGAGAUUACUGCGUGAGCUCAAGAUCAUUCAUUGAACUGGCGAUUAACUGGCGCCAAGACAACAACAUUAUUAUUGACAUCAUCAGAUUCAAUUAUCAGUCUUGUAAGCAAAAAAAAAAAAAAAACAAUUUCAAUGUAUAAAAGUGUUUGUUAAAUGAAACGCAAUAUUUGUUCACCCUUUAUAGUAUAUUGGUUUACAAUUUUGUGUGCAUUUAGUAGUGUAUUUAGUCUUGCCUAUAGGAUGGAUUUGCUAUAUGUGAAGGCAUUCAAGUUUCUUAAUCCCUGACUAGUUAAUUUAUAGUUGCUAAUUUAAAUUAAUCAAAAAUAUGAUAAGUGGUCUGCAUCUUCUGCAUUACACCACAUAUUAGCUGUCAACAUUCAGAUUUACAUGUGUGCAUGACUAGAUCAAAUUUAUAUCAUUAUUUAUUCACAGAUAAAUCUCUCAGUGAGAAUACUGGCCAUGUGUAUUAUCAUAAACUUUCAGAAACGGAGGUAAACAAGCUAGGGUGAUAUUGUUUCAAUGUAUGUGUUUACCUAAAAGGUCCAUAUACAGACUUAAGUUCCUAAAAAUAAAAGUGUAUGGUCUGGAGCCAUACCCCCCUGCAGUUACACCUUUAUUUCUGAGAAAGAGGUUUUAUGUUCGUUGAAGAAAUUAAGAUAC